Messenger RNA from Dictyostelium discoideum AX4, 222 nucleotides. RefSeq lists its product as hypothetical. The record is from RefSeq and is a predicted model, not a curated record. Lineage: Eukaryota; Evosea; Eumycetozoa; Dictyosteliales; Dictyosteliaceae. The transcript is spliced from 3 exons. The coding region runs from base 1 to 222 and encodes 73 amino acids.
AUGGAAUAUUCAUUAAUGGGUCCAAAUUCAAAAGUAACCGAUAUUAUUGAGGGUACAACUAUAUUUUUGGAAUACUACCAAAAGAAAUAUCCAAUAUACAAAAUCGCCGAUUUAACUCAACCAUUACUUAAAUCUGAAGUUAAAAUGAGAAAUAAUGCUGAUAACAAUAGUUUUAUGGCCCAGUCAAUUCCAUCUGAAAAUGAUACAAACAGGUUCCCUUAA